CUUCAACAUUCACGCGCUAGCUGGAGUUCAACACUCUACGCCUUCCCGUUGGUCCGCGCCGUAGAAGCGAAUUUUUCUGCCGCGCAGCAACAGACGGAGCCUCGAGCCGCGCCGCCCAGCGCCAAUAGCUGCCUCUAUUCUCAACACGGCAGUUCACCCAGCACAUACAGAGCGGCGCCUGCACAGCGCCGGCAUAGCGCCUUGACAGCUCCGCGCCCUCGCCGUCACUGUGAUAUCAACCGGCGGGCCCCUCGCCCACCUGCUGUCCAAGCAUCCACUGCUCAAUUGCUUUCGUCUCGUCCAUCCAACAUGGCCGGUGUUGGCAAAGCCGACGGUAGCCAGCUGCGAGAGCGGCCAAGCGCCAAACCGCUUCGCUUCGACAAUGCAGACGAUGCUAAGCAAAAGGUCCUGCAGCUGAACGAGGAAGAAGACAAAAAACACAAAGGUGAUGACGACCGGAAGCGAACUUACGGAAGGACUCCGGACGGCACAGUCUUCAUCGUGCCUCAGACGCAUGACAUGGUCUCGCAGCUGCUCUCGCCCUCACAACCCAAGAAUCUGUCGGAUUUAGCAGUCCUCGGUGUGCUCGCCUCCAUGAUCUUGACCUUCUGUAUGCUGCCCAAACGCGCCCGCAUACCCGUGUUCGCAGUAGUCUUCCUAUUCUGGCGCGCCGCCUACAAUGCCGGCAUUGGCUGGCUGCUCGACGGGCAGUCCAAGCACAAGCGCCUUGUCUUGUGGGCAAAGCAGAGCCACAUUUUCGAAAAGCCUGAAACUGGCAGAAACCCAAACCCCGCGCUGUACAAGCUCCUUGAGCGUGAACUCGAGACCAAGAUUCCCCACGACUACAAGUUUGCAGAAGCCCCGCUCGAGUACAACACGUGGCUGGUCUUUAGGCGCCUGGUAGAUCUGAUCCUCAUGUGUGAUUUUGUGUCAUACUGCCUUUUCGCCAUGGCCUGCUUCAACCGCCCUCAAGAAAGCUGGCUCCUGUGGACUCUACGAUGGACCACGGGUGUCGUGCUUUUCCUCUUCAACCUCUGGGUCAAGCUUGACGCGCACCGGGUCGUCAAAGAUUUUGCCUGGUAUUGGGGCGACUUCUUCUACCUCAUCGACCAGAGCCUGACGUUUGACGGCGUCUUCGAAAUGGCACCGCACCCCAUGUACUCCAUAGGCUAUGCCGGGUACUAUGGUAUUGCUCUGAUGACGGCCAGCUACAAGGUUUUAGCCAUUUCCAUCAUCGCCCAUGCUGCGCAAUUUGCCUUCUUGUCCAUUGUAGAGGAGCCACAUAUUGAAGCCACCUACAACCCAGCUCCUCCCCGCCGAACGCGCCAGAAUUCAGGGGAGGUUGCCCUGGAAGACCGCUCCAAGCUCAGCCAAUCUGACUCGGCUCUCGGCGAAACGGCCUACGAUCCCUCCAAGCAACCUGCCCCAACGCACCACAUCGUAGGGCCGCUGAACACCGACCUCCACCGCUCCAUAGAUGUCACGGUAGUAUUGCUUUCGUUCUAUAUGAUUUGCUUGGCAGUACUGACGCCAAACACAUGGCUUGUGAAAGCAUUCCUCUUUGUCAACGCUUUCGCGUGGCGUUUGUGGUACGCGCUGGGACUGGGCUACAUUCUCGACCGACAGUCAAAGAAGAAGAACUGGACUAAACACUUUAUCAAGUACGGCGAUACCAAAGAAGAGGCCUGGCGCCAGUGGAAGUCUCUGUACCACAUGAGCACGACCAUGAGUCACGCUAGCUUUGUCGCAGUCGCCUGGAAGAUGUACACGCUUCCCUCAGACGGUCUAAGUGGACUUGCGCUCUUCCGACACGUUCUGGGUGCUGCCAUGGUUGCCCUUCAACUGUGGGUCGCCAUGAGCAUCUAUGAGUCUCUGGGCGAGUUUGGCUGGUUCUGCGGCGAUUUCUUCUACGACCCGCCUUCGAGAUCGCUUACGUACAGUGGCAUCUACCGCUUUCUGAACAACCCCGAGAGAGUUCUCGGGCUCGCUGGCGUUUGGGGCAUCGCCAUCAUCACAUGGAAUCCGGCAAUCUUCUAUCUUGCUACAACAGCUCAUAUCCUCAAUCUUAUCUUCCUUCAAUUUGUGGAGAAGCCACACGUAAUCAAGCUGUACGGUCGCAACCUCCGUGAAAUGUCAGGUGUCAGCAAGACUGUGCGCCAGGCACUGCCUGAUCCAGUCCGCCAGUGGCAAUCGGCAGCCGACAGGUACAUCAACUCGGUCGUGGAAUCUAUCGAAAAGUUCCUGGAUGAUACUCGACCAAAGGUUGCUGCCAGGUUUGAUGGUUUUUUCCAAUCCUCAACGAGCUUGCUCAAGGCCUACCCAACGCGCAUUACAAUCGGUCGCUCGUCACACGACAUGACUGACUUGGACGCCAAGCAAUACAAGCUAGAGGUCCAAGGCACCGUCUUGCCGGCAACGGUCGAGCUACAGAAGAAUGGCGGACGCGAAGGAGAGCUUGCCAGAGCUCCAGCGGCUAGAACGAAUGGAUACAAGACGCUCGCUCUUGAAUACGGCGCGCCCAUCAAAGUUCGCUGGCAGGCCCCUGUUAACCAUAGCAAGAAGGACUGGAUUGGGCUGUACAUGGUUACUGACAAUCAAUCUCGCGAGGUUACCAGCAUCAGCUCCAACGGACGAUGGGUGGCGACGAACAAGGACAUGUUCGACUCUGCUCGUGCUGACGACGGCAUACUGGUCUCGGACAAGCUGGUGCCUGCGAACCCUGCUGACGACGAGUCCUCGGACUGCUACUCUGGCGAAGUCGAGUUCCGCGGAGACAAGCUGUGGUGGACCACGGGUGUGUUUGAGUUUAGGUACCACCAUGGCGGCGGGCACCAUGUCAUGGCACUGUCGCAGGCUUUCGAGAUACGCAUCCCACGGUUCGAUGAAGAUGAUGUCGAGGUGGACGAGAAUGGCACGACGCAUCGCGCCGUGGAAGAGGCACUCCUUCCGAUUAUCCAGAACUGCUUUGAUCGCGACCCGGAGAUUGCACCCUCGACGCCUGAGGAGCCGUUUGGCAGCUUGGUCGAGAGGGACGGCAAAUUUGCCAAGCGCGUCGUGUUUGCAGUCCACCAAAUGUUUGGUAUUGAGUUCGCACCCGAGGUAGUUCAGGCCGACGGUACGGUCAGGAAUCUGGCGUGGCGCAUCUGUAAUGCAAAGAAAGUCCUGGCUCCUUACAGUAUGUCCGCCACGCAUGGCAGAAAUACGCCGACAUAAAGGGCAUGACAAUAACACUCGGUGUUGGCUCGUGUGGUGUGACGAGGGACAAGGCUGGACUUCUUUGUUGGCUGAGUCUGGGCAAUACCCGCGUACAUGGCGAGGCGUGUGGGAGACGGUCGACACUUCUUUAUGCUUGGUCUGUCGGCAUCUCCGAGACGUCAUGAACAUAUGCAAAAGGAUGGGAAGCGAGUUGCUGGGUGCAUUUGCAGCGUGGCUGGGUGGCAGAUGUCUGUUUAUGCACAUGUGUAGAUAGGCUGGGGCCGAACAGGAGCGGGUACAUGCAGCAGAGUCGCAGGGUGAAUGGAAGCGCAUCUUUGGC
This is a messenger RNA of Exserohilum turcica Et28A, 3535 nucleotides long. RefSeq lists its product as uncharacterized. NCBI's taxonomy places the organism in Eukaryota, Fungi, Ascomycota, Dothideomycetes, Pleosporales, Pleosporaceae. The coding region runs from base 310 to 3213 and encodes 967 amino acids. Gene Ontology annotation, molecular function: oxidoreductase activity, acting on the CH-CH group of donors; phosphatidylethanolamine N-methyltransferase activity. The record is from RefSeq and is a predicted model, not a curated record. The transcript is spliced from 6 exons. Gene Ontology annotation, biological process: phosphatidylcholine biosynthetic process.